This is a messenger RNA of Echinops telfairi (small Madagascar hedgehog), 3079 nucleotides long. RefSeq names its product derlin 1 (gene DERL1). The record is from RefSeq and is a predicted model, not a curated record. Lineage: Eukaryota; Metazoa; Chordata; Mammalia; Afrosoricida; Tenrecidae. Gene Ontology annotation, biological process: endoplasmic reticulum unfolded protein response. The transcript has 8 exons. Gene Ontology annotation, cellular component: endoplasmic reticulum membrane; Hrd1p ubiquitin ligase ERAD-L complex. Bases 184 to 945 code for a protein of 253 amino acids. Gene Ontology annotation, molecular function: ubiquitin-specific protease binding; misfolded protein binding.
CUGUCGAACGUUCCCUCGCUCGUCCGAAUUCGGUGGCGCCACGUCCGCCCGUCUCCGCCUUCUGCACCGAGUCUUCGGUGGCUUCCGCCACGACAUCUUCCACUCACGGAGCCGGUCGCUUCGUGAAGGGCUGAGACGGGGCGUCGGGCGGCCGUGCGCAUCCUGGCGACCUGAGAAUCGAAGAUGUCGGACAUCGGGGACUGGUUUAGGAGCAUCCCGGCUAUCACGCGCUAUUGGUUCGCCGCCAGCGUCGCGGUGCCCUUGGUCGGCAAAUUAGGCCUCAUCAGCCCGGCCUACUUGUUUCUGUGGCCCGAGGCUUUCCUCUAUCGCUUUCAGGUCUGGAGACCAAUCAUGGCCACCUUUUACUUCCCCGUGGGUCCAGGAACGGGAUUUCUUUAUUUGGUCAAUUUAUAUUUCUUAUAUCAAUAUUCUACACGACUCGAAACAGGAGCCUUUGAUGGGAGGCCAGCCGACUACUUAUUCAUGCUCCUCUUUAACUGGAUCUGCAUCGUGAUUACCGGCUUAGCAAUGGAUAUGCAGCUGCUGAUGAUUCCGCUGAUCAUGUCAGUGCUUUAUGUCUGGGCCCAGCUGAACAGAGACAUGAUCGUGUCGUUUUGGUUUGGAACGCGUUUUAAGGCCUGCUAUCUGCCCUGGGUCAUCCUGGGUUUCAACUACAUCAUUGGAGGCUCGGUGAUCAAUGAGCUCAUUGGAAAUCUCGUUGGACAUCUGUACUUCUUCUUAAUGUUCAGAUACCCAAUGGACUUGGGAGGAAGGAAUUUUCUCUCCACACCUCAGUUUUUGUACCGCUGGCUGCCCAGCAGGAGAGGUGGGGUCUCCGGAUUUGGCGCACCCCCUGCGAGCGUGCGGCGAGCUGCUGAUCUGAACGGUGGUGGCGGUGGCGGCAGACACAACUGGGGCCAGGGCUUCCGGCUUGGGGACCAGUGAGGCACGACCUCGGCCUGCCCACCAGCUGCUUCACUCCACUGUGGCUUCCUCCCAGUGUGGGGUCCCCUCACCCCACUGAGUUCUGCCUAUGCUGUUGGACUGGACCCACACUGAAUGUAGUCUUUCCAUACAAGACACACUUUUUUAAAUCCUGAAGGGAAAAAAUAUAAGUGUUCCUCCAGUUCCAUGAUUCUCAUUCAAGUCCUUACUGCUCUGAAGAACAAACAUCAGCUGUGCAGAUUUCAAAGCUGACUCGUUCUUGGUGUCAUUUCCCCGCCCCUCUCCAUACCCCACUUGUUCUCCCAUUCCCCAGAGUGAUGGUGUCAGCAGACCCUCUUCUGCGGAUCUGCCCCCUUUGCUGGGCAUCGGGCUGAGUAGUCAGACCCUAGCUCCUCUCGCUCAUGCGUCUCCCUCAUUUCCCCGGCCCCCAAAUCUGCACCUAGAAGAGUUCGCCCGUACCUGGCUCUGCCUGUGACCGCCCUUCUAUUUAUUGACUUUUGCUGAGGCGUGGCCACAGAGAACUCGCCACACGUUAGCAGCCCCUCUGCUGGCAGGCCUGCAGCAGGAGACUGGAGCAGCCGACAAAGAGCCGACUUUCUCGGCGCGUGGAGUUGGGACUUGACGUCAGAUGGGACUGUUGGCCACCCCGUCAGACCUUUUGAUAGACGCACUGCUGGGUUGGAGAGGGAUACAGGCUUGCAGUACAGCGGGGUGAGGCUUGUUGGCCAGGCCCAGUUCCCCCAAGCUAAGUGAUCCUGCCUGUGCUGCAAGUGUCGCUCACACAGGGUGGGUCUAGCCACGCAGAGAUGCGCCCCGAGAGGCCUGGCCAUGGCUUCAGCUCAUCCUCGUGGACUGCGCGCGCGUUGAGUAGGCAGACCCUCUCGCUGUCUUUCAGGCUGUCUUUCUUGUGUGUUCUCUCUUGCUAAGCGCAUCGGUUAUGAUGAGGCUGGGUAGCCCCGUCAGUCGGUGGCCCUCAUGAAGCCCAGCCAAGUGGAAUUUCAGAUCAUCUGGAGGUUGUAGUGGCCCUGGACUCGUUUGGAUAUGAGGGUCUUUCUUAGUUUGAGUCGAGACUACCCAGCUCCCAGUCAGAUCGGCUUCUUUUUCAGAGGUGGGCUUUCCCCAGGCGAGCGGGGCUCAUCACCAAGCCAAAGCACGUUGGUUGUGUUGUGAAGGAUGCAGGGCUUUUUGCUGUUUGUGUUGAAUGCUUCUGUUCUGUACGCAGAGGCUAGCGGGCCUGCCUAGCGCUUGCCACCAUACUUGAGUCAUCUGGCAAGGCUUUGAACACGGCCUGGUUUCCUCUCUCCAGAGCCUCAUGCCGUGCCGUGUGUCUGUCCCUGCUCGGCACCAGUGGUGUGUGCUGUGCCAGGAAGUGGGGCUUGGGAAGCAGCAGCACCUUAUUUUCAAUCUGGUGUGGGUGACCUCCUCUCCACAUUGAAUUUGCAUGAUCGAGGGUGGUAGGUGGGGGAGUGUCGGAGCUGACUGUCGCAUGUGCUGCUGUUAACUCGUGGCCACAAUAAAGUGUCCUAGUACCGUUUUAGAAACCGUUAUUCCUGUGGCAUUGCACGGGACUGUCUGGCCGGGGCAGGAAUGGUAAGUGAGCCCUCAGGCGGGCAGAUGGUGUGUGGCUUCCCUGCGACCCGUGUUUUGAUGCCAGUUUUCCGGCAGUGCACACUCAACAUUUUGGUCAUCUUCACAAUGUUUCAAACUGGCUCUCCAUGCCUUUGCCCUCACCCUAGACGACAGCAUGGACCUCAAAACCAAAAACAGCCUGUGACCCGCUUGGUGGUGCUGUCCCCUUGCUUGCGGUUUGGACGAGCCCUGGGGCGGUGCCUCCCAGCUGGGCCCGUGGUUCUAAAGGUUUACAAGGAUCCCUGGAACCGACUGCUGAGGCCAAGUGAUCAUUAAAUUGGUCUUCAAUCACACGCCUAGAAGGUGGUAAUUUGAUUGCUCUUGCCCUGGUUUACCUCGAGUAGAGUCAUCUCGGCUAAGUAAUGAGCCUUUGGAGUUUUGACUUGGCAAGACAGCACGCCACUGGAGUCUGAAUAAACAAACCUGUUUUGUAAGAAGAACUUCCUUUUUUUGUAAUUAAACCUUUUUAUUGGUGAAAAUUGUGAAUUAAAAUGUACAACUUGAA